AUGCAUUCAGGAAUAUUUUAUUCCUGGCUAUUGUGGGCGUGUGUCGUCGCCGAAAGUGUUGCGGACAAUGAAGUCCGGGUUUUGAUCCUCGGAGCUCCCGAGUUCUCAGUCGCAAAAUGGGACCUCAUUGAUGCUUUCUUUCCAACUCACGAUAUUCAACAUUUGGAAGAUCCGCGAGCACUUUUCAAUACAUGGGGAUGCGAGCUUGAGGGGAAUUCGAUGAGCGCCAUUUUGGAGAGGCCUUCGAAUAUCUCGUGCCUGGCCGUCUCCUCGCUUGCCACCGAUCAGAUGAAUCUCGAUGAAAUCGGAAUUCUUUUCGAUUUCUUACAAACUGUUUCUGGGCUAGCGGUGGUUGAACUUGGUGAAGCCACUGUUCAAUUGAGGGCACUUCUUGGCAAGAAUGCCGCUUGUUGGGGAAUCGGAACCUCGGAUAUCGUCACACCGAAUCGUGUCUAUCUUUGUGGAAAGGUUCACCCCAAUCACUUGCCAGCUCUCGGGAUUUUCAAUGUGCAGAAUAUUGGAGAAAAUACUGAACCUGUGGAAACGGAGAUGACUUUCUGGCCGUGCAUCUUUGCAUCAGCAGCAAAAUCGGAGAAAAAGCACAAAGCUCCAGUUGAAGAUGAUGAUGAAGAAGAAGAAAAAGUUGAUGAACGAGCUAGUGAGGAGGGGGAGAAAAAGGUUCGCAAAGAGAGUCUCUCGAAGAAGUACCGCUGCAAAUACCGAAAGUCGUGCUAUGAGAGCGGCGUUUUGCCGGAGAUUCGGAAUGAAUGGCAAUGGGGAUUUUCGGCAAGCAGUGCGGCUGUUGCGGAUGAAAACAAUGAUGAUGUGGAAGAAGGAAAAGAUGAUAUGGCAAAUAUCAGAUACCAGAAGUGGAAAUGCAAAUAUCGCAAGUCUUGCUAUGAAGCCAUUGGACUACAACAAGAGAAAAAGGAGGAAGAUGAAGAGAAAAUGAGCUUCUUCAGUGGUAAAAUCUCGGCUCCACAAGGCAAAAAAAAGACAGUCAAGGAAAUCGCCGAGAAAACCCUGCAAAAGGUGAAAGAACGCGAGGAUGAGGCAAAGGAUCGCGAGUUGCCGAACAGUGUCAUUGUGGAAAAGAAGCUGGAAGCGAUUGAGAAAGAGAUCAAUAAAAAGGUUGCCUGUAAAUACCGCCAAUCUUGCUACGAGACGGGGAAACUGCCAAGAAUCGAUGACUCUUGGCCGAUACCGUCUUUCAAUUUCCUCCUUGGAUCCUGGGAAAGCAAAGAGCCAAAAGAAGACGUAAAUCUAGACGAAUUGAGCGAACUUGAGCGUAAAUUCCGUUGCAAAUAUCGGAAGUCGUGCCUCGAGACCGGGGUCUUGCCCGAAAUUGCCGCUUCGUCUUUUGGAAGUCUUGACUUUGGCGCUUUGCUGCAUGGAGCGGGGAAAACUGAGAAAAAGGAGGAACAAGAAGUGAUUGAUGACCCAAAUCAAACACUUCAACACAGAUGCAAGUAUCGAUUGAGCUGCUAUGAAACUGGAAUCCUACCAGAUUUAAACCCGCAAGACCCGGUAGCAGUAAAAGCCGAAACUGAAUCAACAAUGCCAACCAGUGCAACGGCGUUGAAGCACUUCUGCAAGUAUCGCAAGUCGUGCUAUGAGAAGAUCGCUCUUUCUGAUGGUCUGAGUGCAAUCAAAGAGAUCAGAAAGGAAAGAACUGUUGAACCGGUAGUGAGAUCUGGGCGCCGACGGGUGCUUGAUGAGGCGGCUCUUCAAAGAAGACAGAACCGAAGACAAAAGUUGGCUGCUCGAAAAGAAGCACGCCUUGCCAAGCGGGCUCUCGAGGGAAAGUCGACUGGUGAAACACCAAAGCAACUACGAGAAAAGUUGAUGGCUGAGAAAGCGAAAACUGAGAAAGAGGUCCAACACAAAAAUCGCCAUUAUCAACAGGAAAAAGCGUACAGAAAGUCGUGCUAUGCUUCCGGCAAAAAGCCCGAUUUGGAUCGAGGUUAUUUGGAUCUUCUCGAAGACUUCAAUCGCCAUGUUGAGAAACAAUACGAAACGGAUCUACAGAAACACUUGAAAGAAGAGGACAAAAAGCUGGCCUGCAAGUACAGAAAGUCUUGCUACGAGACUGGACGCCUGGUGCUUGUUAGAGACGAGUUACCAAAGCCAACGAUCAAGCCCGUUGAAACCUCACUCUCAAAAGCCUUCUCAAUCCAGCAUCAAUGCAAAUAUCGGAAAUCGUGUUACGCUAAGCAUGGACUGAAAGUUGAUGACAUUGAGAAGGAUGAGGUGCCAGCAAAGAAAGUUGAGCAAGAAGUGGAAAAGCAAAAGGUGAAGAUCCCAGCUGAGAAGCCGAAAUCUUCUCCACCAAGCUCUGAAGCAAAGAAAAAAGACAAGAAAAAGAAGGAAGAGAGAGAAGAAAAGGAAGACGAUUCAGAUGAGGAAUCUGAUCGGGAAGAGAAGAAAGGUCAUGAAAUCCAUUUGAGUACACAUCAGAAGCACAAGUGCAAAUACCGAAUCUCGUGCUACGGAGGGGUAGAGCCAAAAGCCAAGAAAGUCGAGCACAAAGAGCCAAAGAAGGGCCAAAAACCAGCAUCCCCACCUACACCAAAACCCCAACCAGGAGUGAAACCCCGCGAGCAUUGCCAUCAGUACUGGUUCUCUUGCCGAGAAUGGAUGGGAUUGCCGCCAAAGGAGAAAGCCCCAAUCGGCCCCAACGGGAAGAGACUGUGCCGAAAGAAGAAACGAGAGGAA
Messenger RNA from Mesorhabditis belari, 2715 nucleotides. The record is from the annotation of a GenBank genome assembly. Lineage: Eukaryota; Metazoa; Nematoda; Chromadorea; Rhabditida; Rhabditidae.